Messenger RNA from Impatiens glandulifera, 1388 nucleotides. RefSeq lists its product as uncharacterized. The transcript has 3 exons. The record is from RefSeq and is a predicted model, not a curated record. Gene Ontology annotation, molecular function: polysaccharide binding. NCBI's taxonomy places the organism in Eukaryota, Viridiplantae, Streptophyta, Magnoliopsida, Ericales, Balsaminaceae. The coding region runs from base 98 to 1150 and encodes 350 amino acids.
AAGAUUCUUCUACACCCAAAGUAUUAUCAUUAUUGUAAGUUGCCUCUACAUUUUCCUUCAAAUGAAUGUCCUCCUUCAAAACCUUCUUUAAUUAGAUAUGGCAACUUCUUCUCACAAUUAUCACAUUCCUCUCAUGAUCAUAACUAUCUUUUUCUUCUAUCCCCCAUUAAUAUUCUCAUCAGCUCAAUCAAUUAGCAUCUGCCGAACAUCCUGCGGAGACAUUCCGAUCAAAUACCCUUUCGGAAUUGACGACGGUUGCGGCAGUCCAUUUUACCGACAUUUGCUAGUCUGCUCAAACACCGGUCAUCUUUCCCUCCGAACUCCAUCCGGCCGAUACCCAGUUCGCCGGAUAAGCUAUUCCGAUCCACACCUCCUCAUUUCCGACCCAUUCAUGUGGGAUUGUAUCGAUGGAGAGAAAUUCAGACCAACAAGACCAUUCAGCCUAGAUACAAGCACCCACUUCUCUCUUUCAACACAAAACGAUUACCUCUUCUUUAACUGCAGCGAAGAUAAAGUAAUUGUAGCCCCAAAGCCCCUAUUCUGCGAGCAUUUUCCAGAUCGGUGUGAAUCAUCAUGCGACUCUUCGAGUUAUCUAUGCCGUCAUCUACCCGAAUGUGGGUCGUCGGCAUUGGGAAAGAGUUCGUGUUGUUCUUAUUACCCGAAGGCAACGGAAUCGUUGAGGCUUAUGUUGAAAUACUGCAGUAGUUACACGAGUAUAAACUGGAGACGUUCUGGUGAAGCGAAUCCAUACGAUUAUAAUGAGGUGGCGGAACCGGAGUAUGGGGUAAGGGUUGAUUUUGAUCUAGAGGUGACAAGAAGCUGCCUCCUAUGUGAGGAUACAGCCAAGGGAGGAGGACGAUGUGGUUUUGAUACACAGAAUCAAAGCUUUGUGUGUCUUUGUGAUGAUCAUGAAGGGAUGGAUAAUAAUUAUAACGCUACUACCUACUGCAAAGAUCCUAGAUAUUAUUCUCAGCAGAAUCAUGGGAAGAAGAUUGGAAUUAUUAAUGCAGGGAGUGCUGUUGCUGCAGCAUCAGUUGUGGGGGCAGUAAUAAUAAUAUUGGGAAUUGGAGGGUUUUGUUUGUGGAAAGUUAGAUCACAUAAGCCAGUCACCCAUGGUGUUCAAACCAACAAUGAGAAUAGGCUUUUUUAAAUGGACUAUUUAUAUUUUCUUUGUCAUUCUGUUUCCUUAAAAAGUAGCUUGGGUAAUGUAAGAAAAAGAGUAGGUUCUAUAUUAUGGUCCCUACAGUUUGUCCAAAUUUAUGUAAGAAAACUAAUCAAUAUGGGUAUGUUUGAGUCUAAACUUUAAAUCUUAUUUGAUUUGGCGCCUAAUGGUUUAAUUUAUAAUGUAAUAAGACCAUGUUUGAUUUUGUAGGUCUAAAAUCAAAAGU